UCACCUCUGUGUAUGUGUGUUGGACAUUCUUUCUGCACAAUGAAAUACUCGCUGGUCAUCGUGGGUUUGGCAGUGCUGGUUGCCACUGCUAUGGCUGCUCCUGGUGGUAUCGGCUAUGGUGGUGGAUAUGGCGGCUAUGGAGGCUUUGGUAGCUUCGGUGGUGGGAAUGGAGUCUUUGGCAGUGGAUAUGGUGGAUACGGAGGUGGAUAUGGUGCCUACGGAAGUGGAUAUGGUGCCUACGGUGGUGGAUACGGCGGUGGAUACGGCGGUGGAAGAGCGAUUGUCAACUUCAACCUAGGUCAUGGUGGUGGCUACGGAGGAUAUAAUUUAGAUCUGGGCUUCGGUCGUGGUGGAUACGGUGGCUAUGGUGGCUAUGGUGGCUAUGGUGGCUAUGGCGGCUAUGGUGGCUAUGGAAAAUAA
This is a messenger RNA of Cherax quadricarinatus, 420 nucleotides long. Its product is annotated as keratin-associated protein 19-2-like. The record is from RefSeq and is a predicted model, not a curated record. NCBI's taxonomy places the organism in Eukaryota, Metazoa, Arthropoda, Malacostraca, Decapoda, Parastacidae.